GAUCUUGACAACAUGGCGCUGCAGAGGAAGCGUGCUAGCUAAAGAAUAAGAUACAAACUCAUUCGCGCUGUUGUAUUACUUCGGUCAGAUUACAAAACUUCACGAAUCUAAAAAUACGCUUUGAAUUUAUGUGUAUGAACAAUCGACAGGUUUAUUUACAUAUCAACAUCUUUACGAGGCGUGAAUCAUCUUGUAAACACGAGAAUGGGAGCCAGCUAACGUUAGCCAGGUUAUCUGCAGGGAAUCAUCCACUAACUAAUCCCCAGAUAAUCCAGUCAGUGACGACGAACCUAUGUCGAUUAGGAAAUCUUGAAAUAUAUAUAUAUAUUUCUGUCGCGUUAAAGCGAUACAUUGACGUGGGGCAUGAAAACAAAAGGCUACAAGGGCGCAUCAAUAAACAGGACAAAGGCUCAAUAGAAAACAGAGAUAGAGAAUAUUCUAACGGAAUUUAAGGGAAUUUUUUUGCGACAUUCGAAAUGGAGUUGAAUUUAAACCAUGUUGAUUAUCUCCAGGUUGGAGUGACAUCUCAGAAAAUCAUGAAGCUCCUCCCUACUGUUGGAAGGAAAGCAACUCAAAAGGUGGCGGUUGCAGAUCAUGAUGGUGUCGUGACCUGUUUUGGGAUGAAAAAAGGCGAGGCUGUUCCUGUAUUCAAAUCACUCCCAGGACAGAAGAUCUCCAGACUUGAGCUUGGAGGGGCUUUGGGGACCCCACAGGAAAAGAUCUUUGUGUGCUCAGGCUCAGAAGUGAGGGGAUAUACUAAAAAGGGCAAACAGUUCCUUACGUUCGAGGCCAACCUAACAGAGAGCAUUAAUGCCAUGCAUGUUUCAGGGGCAGAUCUUUUUGUCUGUGCCAGUUACAUUUAUAACCAUUACUGUGACUGCAAGGACCAGGACUACUACCUGUCAGGAGACAAGAUCAAUGACGUCCUGUGUUUACCUGUCGAGACGGUGGGCCGCAUUGUGCCCAUUCUGGCCUGCCAGGACAGGGUGCUUAGAGUAUUGCAGGGAUCUAAUCUUUUGUACGAUGUAGAGGUGUCUGGACCACCAACUGUUCUUGAACUUCACAACAGAGAUGGAGGAAAGGAUGGCGAAGAGGUUCUUUAUGGAACAGCUGAUGGGAAAUUGGGUCUUGUGCGAAUUACCCAAUCUGGAGCCAUCACUAGUUGGGAACUGGAUAAUGAGAAGAAAAAAGGAGGAGUGCUGUGUGUUGAUACUUUUGACAUUGUUGGUGAUGGUGUGAAGGACAUCCUGGUGGGGAGGGAUGAUGGGACUGUGGAGGUCUAUGGGUUGGACAGCUCAAAUGAACCAACUCUGCGCUUUGAGAAUGUUUUGUCUGAGAGUGUUACAUCGAUUCAAGGGGGAUGUGUUGGAAAAGAGAUGUACGAUGAAGUUCUCACAACAACUUACACAGGAUGGGUGUCAGGUCUCACUACAGAGCCCCAGCAGAUGGUAGCAGGCCCGGGGGAUGAGAUCAAGAUGAGCCGAGAGACCCAGGGGAAGGUGGCAGCACUCAGGGCUGAGUUGGAGCAGCUCCAGUUGAAAGUAUUGCAGGGCAGAGAAAAAUACCAGCAAAGCUCUCAGUCCAGCACGGCUGUGUCUGCUGUGCCGGUCUUUAGCAUCAAUGACAAGUUCACAUUGUGCCAGGACGAUGCUAGUUACAGCCUCACACUUGAGGUACAGACUGCCAUUGACAACCUGCUGCUACAGAGUGAUGUUCCCAUUGACCUGCUGGAUGUUGAUAAGAAUUCAGCUGUUGUUAGUUUCAGUGAAUGUGAUUCAGAGUCAAAUGGGAACUUUCUCCUCGCCACCUACAGAUGCCAAGCAAAUACCACAAGGCUGGAACUGAAGGUGAGGUCUAUUGAGGGUCAGUACGGCACACUGCAGGCUUAUGUGACGCCAAGACUUCAGCCCAAAACUUGUCAAGUUCGACAAUACCAGAUCAAGCCGCUCUCCCUCCACCAACGAAUACACACAAUCGACCAGAAACGGCCUAUGAACACCUUGAGAUUGAUGGGACAGUUCAGUUUUGCAGAGAUCCAUUCCUGGGUUGUGUUCUGUCUGCCUGAGGUCCCAGAGAAAACCCCAGCAGGAGAAAGUGUCACGUUUUACUUCCAGAACACUUUCUUGGGCACGCAGCUUGAAGCCACUUAUUGCAAAGGUGAUGCAAACUUCAAAUCAGACAACAUUUCUACCAUAUCAAUAUUAAAGGAUGUCUUAGCCAAGGAAGCAACUAAACGAAAAAUCAAUCUGAAUAUAUCCUACGAGGUGAACGAAGACUCUGUCAACCACACUCUUCAGAUGAUUCAUCCCAAGCUGGAGUAUCAGCUGAUUUUGGCCAAAAAGGUUCAGCUUAUUGAUGCUCUAAAGGAGCUUCAGGUACAUGAGGGAAAUGCAGAUUUUCUGAUUCCAGAGUAUCGCAGUAUACUGGAUGAGUCUGCUAAGCUCCUAGAAGAAUAUAAAAAACAACCAGCCCACUUAGAAAGACUCUAUGGUAUGAUCACUGACCUUUUCAUCGAUAAGUUCAAAUUUAAAGGACAGAACGUUAAAACAAAAGUUUCACAGCUGCUUGCAAUUUUGAACAACUAUGAACUUAAUUCAUUGAUGGAUUUUUUCAACGAAGCUUAGUGAAGACAAUUAAAUGAACCAGUUUUUGAUCAGGUGUUUUGUUUUUGCAAUAAAAUAGAAUGUAAUAUAAGCAAAUGAAAAUCUUAGCAUACCUUAAAUUAAAAUAUUCAGUGUAAAGACUAUUGAACCUGUGUGUGACUGCAGAUGUUUUAUAUAUUUUUAGAACACUUGUCCAUUGUUUAGAUGCAUUUAUACAGAACUACAAUUUUCAUGAAAACUAGUGCUUUGUGUGUAAAAUGUGUCAUGGCAUUUUUGUACCUUUUUGGAGAAAGUGUAUGCCUCAGGUUUGCUAACAUGUUUAUAGACUUUAUAAUGUAAUAAAUAUACAACUUUUAGCAUACAUUUAUUGUGGAGAUUAAUUUAAAAUAUCUGGAUGGGGAACAAGCCAAGAACAAAAAUUGGCCAAUUAAACCUUGCA
Messenger RNA from Triplophysa rosa, 3042 nucleotides. RefSeq names its product Bardet-Biedl syndrome 7 (gene bbs7). Gene Ontology annotation, biological process: non-motile cilium assembly; intracellular transport; intracellular protein localization. Lineage: Eukaryota; Metazoa; Chordata; Actinopteri; Cypriniformes; Nemacheilidae. Gene Ontology annotation, molecular function: protein binding. Gene Ontology annotation, cellular component: axoneme; neuron projection; BBSome. The coding region runs from base 477 to 2624 and encodes 715 amino acids. The transcript is spliced from 19 exons. The record is from RefSeq and is a predicted model, not a curated record.